AUGAAAGCUGAGCGCGCUUCCGCUUCCAUUGUCGAAACUCCUCGUAACUGCAUUACUGACACCGAGCUAGUGAGGUUUGUCAGUAUGUUGGUGGGAUUCCUCCUCGUGCUGGUCUUCUCUUGCGGGCCGCUGGGCAGCCAAGGAUUGCGGCCAUUGUUCGACGGGAUGACGGCGGCGGACUUGGAGCAGUUGUACGAGGAGAUGGCGCAGGAGGAGAUGACGCAUUCGUUGGUGACGAGGACGGAAGACGGUGAAGUGGUGGCGACGCCGCCGUACGUGGCGACGUCGCCGUACGUGGCGAGGCCAGUGAAGCAGCCGGACGUGGCGGCGAAGCAGCCGGACGUGGCGACGAAGCAGCCGGACGUGGCGACGAAGCAGCCGGACGUGGCGACGAAGCAGUUGGACGUGGUGACGAAGCAGUCGGACGUGGCGACGAAGUAG
Messenger RNA from Closterium sp. Naga37s-1, 441 nucleotides. NCBI's taxonomy places the organism in Eukaryota, Viridiplantae, Streptophyta, Zygnematophyceae, Desmidiales, Closteriaceae. The record is from the annotation of a GenBank genome assembly.